Molecule: messenger RNA, 3462 nt
Organism: Carassius carassius (crucian carp)
Lineage: Eukaryota; Metazoa; Chordata; Actinopteri; Cypriniformes; Cyprinidae
Gene: reps1
Product: RALBP1 associated Eps domain containing 1
Exons: 20
Coding region: 460-2829 (789 amino acids)
Biological process (GO): endosomal transport; endocytosis
Cellular component (GO): plasma membrane; cytoplasm
Molecular function (GO): protein binding; calcium ion binding
Source: RefSeq, a predicted model, not a curated record
CCACACUCCAUCCGGGUCCUCCGCGCCUGGGCCAUGACGUCACGGGGACCAGGAAUGGCGGCGCUGUCUGCAGAGAGAAGCAGUUCAAAGAGCCAGAAACUUUAUUCCUAACAUCGCUACGCGGCUACACGAGCUCCACCGCUCCACCGACGGCCAUAUCCUCUUCUUAAAGAGCCAGCCCGACGGCGGUACCCAGUCUCGACGCUGUUGCCGCUGAAUCCGGACGUCCCAGGCUCUAUUAGUUUGCUUGACUUUGCGAGGGCCAAAAGACAAGAGCACAGACAGCGACUAACGGUACAUAAAACAACAACAAGCGCCCCGAAACACGCUCUUUCGGGUCCGUCCGUUUCAUAGAAGGAUCUUACUUGUGUUUUGCUAGUUUCUUGUCUUGCUCAUACACCGAAAGGCACGACACUGGCCUGAUAAGGUGAAGCCACCAGCUGCGGGUUUGAUGCCACGAUGGAGACUUUAAUACUGAGCGAUUUCGAGCAGAAAUAUUACUCUGAACUCUUCCUCUCGUGUGAUGUGGAUAACACCAAGAAAGUGGCCUCCAAUGGCAAAGUUCGGGACCUCUUUCGGGCGGCCCAGCUCUCAAACGAAGUGGUCUAUCAGAUUAUUGAACUUUGUGGGGCUACACGCCUGGGUCAUUUCGGUCGGAGUCAGUUCUACAUUGCACUGAAGCUCAUUGCACUGGCCCAGUCUGGACUGCCCCUGCGCGUGGAGAGCCUGAACAGUGUCAGGGAUCUGCCCCUCCCUCGCUUUGUGAUGGGCAAGAACGAGCAGGAGACGAAGCACACAGUCAUGUUCACAGACACCGAGAACCAGGGACCCUACCUCCCCAGACCUCCAGGCCGGGUGCAAGCCAAAAAAGUGUCAGCGCAUGAGAUGAUUCAGCCAUGUGUACCCACUGUAGAGCCACAGCCAGACACCACAUCUCCUGUAGUGUCACCGCACCAGUCCCCUCCCACUUCGCCCCAUGCCUGGAGGAAGCACAAACGCCAGGCUAGCGGUGGAAACGUGGACAGACAGCCCUCAGUGCCAGGAGUUGUUUGGCCACCUUUUAGAGAAGCACAGCCAGGACCAGUUACAGGUGAAGGGAUGUGGUCCGCCCAUUCACCCCCUCCUGUCCAGGAAAGUUGGGUCAGUUUUACAGACACGCCCCCCUCCAGCACACUUCCAAUGCAUCCCCCCUCAGCUCAGCCGGAGAGCACUACAGUACGAACUGUGCUAUCUGCAAUGAUCACAAAUGAAAUCCAAAGACAGACCAGCGGUUAUGAUGACCCCUGGAAAAUCACAGAUGAGCAAAGACAGUAUUACAUAAACCAGUUUAAGACCAUUCAGGCUGAUCUCACUGGUUUAAUCCCUGGCUCAGCUGCAAAGGAGUUCUUUACAAAGUCGAAACUGCCUAUUCUAGAACUGUCUCACAUUUGGGAGCUGUCAGAUUUUGAUAAAGAUGGUGCAUUGACCCUGGAUGAGUUCUGUGCUGCGUUUCAUCUUGUGGUCGCUAGGAAAAAUGGUUAUGACCUUCCUGAAAAGCUCCCUGAGAGCCUAAUGCCAAAGCUUAUUGACUUGGAUGACUCGGCAGGAGUUCCAGAACCUGCUCCUGAGGUGGGCUUUUCUGCUUCCCCUGUGGAGGUUACUCCAAAUAAGUCUCCUUCCUUGCCUUCCCUUAACCAGAACUGGCCUGAGCUCAAUCAAAGCAAUGAGCAGUGGGAGACUUUUAGCGAACGCUCCUCAAGCUCACAAACUCUGACCCAAUUUGAUUCUAACAUUGCACCAGCUGACCCUGAUACAGCAAUAGUCCAUCCUGUGGCCAUUCGUAUGACACCCAGCAAGAUCCAUAUGCAAGAGAUGGAGCUCAAGAGAACUGGAAGCGAUCACACACAUCCAACAAGUCCGUUAAUUGUGAAACAACCAGAACUUUCUGAUGAGACCAAGUUAGCAGCAACUAAGUUUCCUGGUACCACUGUUGGAGAUGGCUAUAGCAGUUCAGAUUCAUUUACAUCUGAUCAAGAGCCCAUUUCCAGUGCUGUGAACAGACAAAGGUCUCACUCUGGCAACUCUCCGGAAGGACUGAAGGUUGUGGCUCCACCCCCGCCUCCACCCCGCCCCCACCCCACUCACUCACGGUCCUCCUCUCUAGACAUGAACAGAAACUUUGCUGCUGUCCCUGCAGGUCCGCAGCAGCCGGGUAUAGUUGCCUUUCCCCCAGCAGUGCCUCCCAGACCACUGCCCACACAGACAUCAGUUCCUCAUGGUCACCGUUCGGUAGAGGGAGAUGGUCUUCCAGCACAUACCAGCACGUCACCCCAGCAGAUGCCAGAACAGCCCAACUUUGCUGACUUCAGCCAGUUCCAGGCUUUUGCUGUCGACCAGCCGGCAGAUGAUGGAGAGAAACCAUCUGACAGUGGACAGGCAGAAAGAUGUGCAGAAACCACCGGGACAAUGAGAACAGCAAAGAACGACAUUCAGUCAGAGGAUCGAAAUGCAACCACUGUCAAUUCUGCUAAAGUAUCCACUCCAUUGGCCCCACCCCCUAAACCCGUUCGUCGAAGACUGAAAUCCGAAGAUGAGCUCAGACCAGAUGUGGAAGACCUUCCGCAAAAGUCUAACGUCAUAGCCACUGUUCUAGCAACCCAGCCCUCAAUUCCACGGUCUAUCGGUAAAGAUAAGAAGGCCAUCCAGGCUUCUAUUAGAAGGAACAAAGAAACAAAUACGGUUUUAGCCAGACUCAACAGUGAAUUACAGCAGCAGUUGAAGGACCUGCUAGAAGAAAGAAUCUCGCUUGAAGUGCAACUGGAACAGCUUAGACCUUUUUCGCAUUUGUAAACUGUGUGUGUGUAUGUUCGCUUCAGAUUGAAUGUUUGUGUGUAUGAAAGCGUGAUUACCCCAGUUUUCUUGUUAUUUCUUUUUGAGUUGUCUGUUGGAUCCUCUGGCAGGAUGUCCAUUUCACCUGUCUCCACUCCUCUGCUUAUUGUGUGAGAAGAGACACAGUCGCUGCUUCCUCCAGACUGUUUCUGUCUUACACAGCAGUACAGAGGGAUGGGGUCCAGGAACAUUAUCCGUUAUGGCACUGUGAUGAAACAGAAAGUCUGAGUGGUUGUGUGUGUAAUACCCCAGAUUUUGCAGGUUAUGUUUAGCGUGUGAGGCAAGAGCCUGACGUCAUGGCCGGCAGGAGGCUGUAAUUCUGGUAAACAUGAAGGAGCCUUUUCCCCUCCUGUUCCCCAGAGUUCUGAGGCAGCUUGUCAUGUUCUUCCAUGUUAGAGGCACCCCUGUGUGCUCAGACAAUCAUGUUAGGCCAUGCACUGGUCGUACAGAGGGGAGAACUGAUUUUUGGGAGAUCAUACUCGAUUUUUAAAAGUACGAUUUAUAAAAUUGAUUCUGACAGGCACUUGUUAAAGGGACAGUUCACUCAAAACUUAAAAAUCUUUGGGUUUUUAUUUGUUGUUGUUUUUUUCAACC